This is a messenger RNA of Rhodamnia argentea, 1667 nucleotides long. RefSeq lists its product as uncharacterized. NCBI's taxonomy places the organism in Eukaryota, Viridiplantae, Streptophyta, Magnoliopsida, Myrtales, Myrtaceae. Gene Ontology annotation, molecular function: catalytic activity. The transcript has 9 exons. Bases 49 to 1242 code for a protein of 397 amino acids. The record is from RefSeq and is a predicted model, not a curated record.
UAUCUUUUGGAAAGUAGUGAAUCUUCUUGGGCCUGGGCCUCAAAGUUGAUGGCCACGGCCCAUCUUCUUCAAACGCCGAUUCGAUCCGACUGUUUGAUAUGUUCAUCAGCCCUUUUCUCCGAGGGAAGGGAGGUCGAAACCAUGUCGACUUGCAGGUUUCUGCUCAGCAAUGGCGUCAUUUCUCAGGCCUCCGAUGCUCCCACCGUCACUUCCUUUCUCGAAACCCAUCCAGGGGCGUACACAACCACUCGGACUCACAACGAUGGUUCUUGCAUCUUGUUCUGGGGAAGGCAUCUGAACAGACUGAUCAGCUCUGCAAAGAUCCUGUUAAAUUCGGAUCCUCGGCUUCUGUUCGGAUCGAGCUGGCCCGCAGAUGCAUGGUCAGCGUCAUCGAUGGCCCUGUCAGUGUGGGAACUGGGCAUUCCGGAUUUGGUCAAUGACUCGACAAGGAAGGUGUUGCCUUGCGCGAUGAGAAAUAGAGAAAUGGGACAGGAGCUGGCCAUCACGGUUUUACUUGGUGGGAAUUUGGAGAGUUCGAGGAAAUCUGUGCAUGUUGAUCGAAAGAGGGUCGAUGGUGUUCUCGAUGUUCAUGUUCAUGUUAGUGCUUAUGUUCCUCCUGUGUUUGGUGCCCGGCAAAGCGGUGCACGGCUGGCUUUGGUGGGAAGAGGGAGGAGUGUCGCUGCCGCCAAGUAUUCGGAUUGGGUAAGGCUCAGGAAGCCUUUGGAGCGGUUGAGGCCUCCUUCUGUGACUGAGUUAUUGCUGUCAGAUGAUGGUGAUCAUAUCCUUGAAGGAACUAUAACAAACUUUUUCGUCGUCUGCUGCAAGGACAAUGGUGAAGACAACAGGAAAGGCAUGCAUCCAGGGACGAAUGUUUAUUCCUCUUUCGAAGUGCAGACAGCUCCUGUAACGGAUGGCGUCCUUCCUGGUGUUCUACGGCAAUUGGUGAUCGAAGUAUGCUUGUGGAAGGGAAUUCCAUUUCGAGAAGUGGCACCUUCGUGGUCAAUGCAUGAGCUUUGGGAAGAGGCCUUUAUCACAAAUGGUUUGAGGCUUCUGCAGCAUGUGGACGCAAUUCUAGUUCCAAGCGAACAUGCGUCACUAGAAUCAAGGACCUACAAAGAGGUGUCCUGGAAAGAGAAGCAGUUUCAGGAUGGUCCAGGGAUGGUCACAAGAAUGAUCCAGAAGGAGAUCAUGGAGAAAGCAAUGUUGGAAGGCACUUAUUGGAUUCAUCAUGACCGUUCCUAAGCCAAAAGAAUGCCUCCCAAUGUCCCGCAUCUGUGAACUCGAGAAAGUUUCCAUUUUUCCAGAUGAUCGGAGGAAUAGCAUGACAUCUUAGCAGAAAUUGGAGGAUUGAAGCAACAACUUGAAGUCAAUGAUUGAGAUUUGAGAUACUCGACAAUCAUCAACGAAUGUCAUCUCCUGGGAACUCUCUUCAUCUUUUGGAUGGAUGCUGAGAACUAGAGCCAUUCUCGGGAGCCAAGCAAUCAUCCGAGGAUGUCCCUUGCCAGGGUCGUUGGACACGCGCUGCGGCCCAUCGCGAUGAGAGGAAGAAACGAACUAAUGUGGCCUCGCUUCUUCUUUGUGUGCUUUACUAAAAUUAGUGUAAGAAGAACCUAUCUUACAAAUUGAAGAUUGUAUAGAUUUGUAGCUAACCUUCCUUUUUUUCUCUC